Messenger RNA from Scophthalmus maximus (turbot), 2917 nucleotides. RefSeq names its product general transcription factor IIA, 1 (gene gtf2a1). Lineage: Eukaryota; Metazoa; Chordata; Actinopteri; Pleuronectiformes; Scophthalmidae. The transcript has 10 exons. Bases 181 to 1389 code for a protein of 402 amino acids. The record is from RefSeq and is a predicted model, not a curated record. Gene Ontology annotation, biological process: transcription by RNA polymerase II; transcription initiation at RNA polymerase II promoter. Gene Ontology annotation, cellular component: transcription factor TFIIA complex.
GGACGGCUGGGGAGUCGCAGCCCGGGACUGUAAAUAAGACCGAUCAAACUGUGUUUUAUUUACAAACGCGAUGCCGGCUGUUUUAAAAGACCGCACCCAGUUGUUUUAAAGUCGUUUUUCGUUCUUUUUGGCUCUUACCUCUCGCCUAAGUCCGUGUGGUUUUCACACUACGCGCGUACAAUGGCGAGCUCGGCUAACUCGAACCCAGUGCCUAAGUUGUACAAGUCCGUGAUCGAGGACGUGAUCAACGAGGUGCGAGAGCUGUUCCUGGACGAGGGAGUGGACGAGCAGGUGCUCCUGGAGCUGAAGACGCUAUGGGAGAACAAACUGCUGCAGUCCAAGGCAGUGGAGGGCUUCCACACCGAGGAGCAGGCAGCCCUGCAGGCCGCUCAGCAGCAGCAGCAGCAGCAACAGCAGCAGGUCCAGCAGGUCCAGCAGGUCCAGCAGGUCCAGCAGGUCCAAAACAUCCAGCAGGUGACGCAGCCAGCGCAGGCCCAGCAAGUCAUCCUGCCCCCCCAGCAGCAGCAAGCUCCCCAGCAGCAAGUCAUUGUUCAGGAUUCCAAGAUUCUACAGCACAUGAAUGCAACGGGGAUGAGUGCAGCAGCUACCGCAGCAACGCUUGCUUUGCCCACAGGGGUCACCCCAUACCAACAGCUCAUUACCAGCCAAGGUCAGAUCCUGCAGGUGGUCCGCGCACCCAACGGGGCUCAGUACCUCAUCCAGCAGCCCCAGCAGCAGAUCCUCCUGCAGCAGCAGAUGCAGCCUGGCGGCGUGCAGGCGCCGGUCAUACAACAGGUAUGCCAGUUCAGACAGGUCCUGGCUCCUCUGCAGGGAGGCCUGCCCCAGCAAACGGGCGUCAUCAUCCAGCCACAGCAGAUUGUUCUGGCUUCAAACAAAGUCCACGGCAAUACACAGGUGAUGCAGACAACAGCCAUGGCAACGCAGCCCGGUCAGGCGGCAGCGCAGGUCCAGCAGGUCCAGCAGGUUCAGCAGGUCCAGGGUGCAGCCGCCGUGCAGGCCCAGCAGCAGGCCCAGCCCCAGCCUCAAACACAGCAGCCUCCCCUGAUGAUGCAGGUGGACGGGGCCGGAGACACUUCCUCAGAGGAAGACGAGGAUGAGGAAGAGGAGUAUGACGAAGAUGACGAGGAGGAGAAGGACAAGGACGGGGGCGAGGACGGUCAGGUGGAGGAGGAGCCACUGAACAGUGAGGAUGACGUCAGUGAUGAGGAGGACCAGGAGCUGUUUGAUACAGAGAAUGUAGUGGUGUGCCAAUACGACAAGAUUCACAGAAGUAAGAACAAAUGGAAAUUCCACCUGAAGGACGGGAUCAUGAAUCUGAACGGGAGAGACUAUGUCUUUUCCAAAGCCAUUGGGGAUGCUGAAUGGUGAAGUAUAAGAAGAAGAAAAAAAAAACAAGAAAAGAAAAAACACAGGAGCAGGAGCUAUGUAACUCCUUCUAUCCAGUUAACAGACACUUCAGUAUCCUUCCAUAUCCUGUGACUGGAUUCAUUUCAGGAAACUUCUUUCAGAGUCUCUGAGAACUCUUGAGAAACCCAAAGGACUGUGAGGGUACUGUAAAAUCUGGGUGUCGUCAGAAAACACUCGACGAGCCUUUGCGGGACGAGAAACCUAUGGGGGAAAGAAAAGCCCGUGAGCGGAGCGUUGUUUUUCCCUUUUUAGUUUUUCUUCCUCUUCCAGGCUUCUCUACCCUUUUUUGCCGAGAGAAUUCACACACUUUGGAAAGUAAAGCAUUUCACAUCCCACAGGUGUAGUGGACCAGGGGGGACGUGACCUGCCCCGUCGCGUGAGGUCAGAGGUCAUUCAUCAUCACCCCAUACACGAGAACCACCUUCAUGAAUGCACUGUAGUCGGUUGACUGGAUUGACUCAUUGUCUACUUUUAAGUCCAAACUUAGUGCCACCAGUCGAGAUCGCUGCCCUUAGAACAGCCAGAUCUACAAUCUAACGGCUUCUCAUUUCUGUUCUUAGAUCGUAAUUCUGUCACGGUUAAUUUUUAUGAAAAUGGUGCUCCAGAGUGUUUUUAUGUAGUUUAACAACCUGCUGUUGUUUUAAACCUUUUUUAAAAAUAUGUUUGAAGGGUUCAGGCGAUGAACACAUAUGAAAACACAUGAAUCUCUGAGUAACUUAAUAGUUAGCGUUAUGGCAUUUUUUUAUAUCGUAGGGAGUGCUGAAUCCAAAAAUACAGUUAUCUUUGCGUUGUCUGCUUCUCUGGAGCUUCAUUCCAUCUUUAUCUCAAAAACCAUAACAUUAGAAAAAAAGUGGAAGAACAGAUCCAACACUGAGUUCAUUUUGGAAUUGUACAAAAACGUCUGAUGGUUUGUCCUGUUGGUGUAUCUUCUUUGCUCUUAUUUUAGUUCCCUGCAACCGUCUGAAAAAUUUGCACUGUCAGUUUGUCAAUGUGUAGUGAAAUCAGUCGAGUUAAUCAAAGACCACGGCCGCUCUCUUCUCGGUCCAGUCUGUCUUGUGUGGGUCGUCACUGCUUUUCCCUGAAAAUUUGUUAGUUUUUCUUGCGCACCCCAUAAUCAGUUUUUUUGGGGCGGAGUGGGGCAGAACCAUGUCCUGUUGUUUUUUUUGGGGGUUUUUUUUCUUUAUAUUUAUUCCUGAAAGUUCAUGAAAUGUUCUACUUUUUUGAAAAGGUUGAAAAGCCGCACCAAACUGUGCUCUUAUAAUCUCAUAAGUGUUCCUUUUUUUCUCUCUCUCUGUUGGCUGAACUAAGCUUCAUAACGCUGUGUUCCAAAUUUUUGUCCACCAUGUGUUCCCCUGUGCUUUCAUUUUAUUCCUGAUUUUUAAAAGAAUAUUUUCUAUCAAGAGUUUAAAUUCGGGGCCCGUGUGUUUCUCUGCAGUUUGUUUUUAGUGCCCCUGUUGCAGCAAUUUGAAAUAAAGUAUGUGUUUUUUGA